UGAACAAUCAAAUUGAUUGUGGUUUAAUUGACUGAAUGAAUUUUCUCUUUUCAGUGAACAUGAGAUGAUUUAGAUUCUUCCAGUGAAUUGAGGAUAAUUUUCUUGAUGCAAAGUGUUAAUUGUGUCCAUUUAAAUGACCAGAAUUUUGUUUGUUUGAAAAUUCAAACAACCAUUUGUUUACAUUUGUUCAUUCAUUUAAUUUAAUUGUUUUUAGAAUGGUCUUGAUUAAUUACCGAUGGUAUUAUGACUAUUUCUAAUUACUAUUGUUGCAGUUUUAUGAUUGUUAAUUACUUGGUGCAAAAUUUAUUUCUAAAGAAAAUCAACUUAUCAGCUGAUUGAUUUUACUAUUUGCUUGUCACUUUGUUUACAGUUCAAAGUAUUCAACUGAUAAUCUGUUUGAUUAUCAAUAGAUUUUAGUUAAUUACUUGUGUGAUUUUUGAUUUGCUAUUAAUCUUCUUUAUUUUGUUCUCUCUUUAAUUUCAUUUUUAAUCUGUGAUCAAUUAAGUAAACAUUUUCUCUGGUUUUCUUUGACCCUGAGACUUGAGAGUCACCAAGUGAGGAGAUUGAACAAGAAUCACUUUUGGAAACAAGAAAGUGAACCAAGAGGCGUUAAUCAAAUGGUUCAACUGUGACAAUCAAUUUAUUGUCUUGUCUCUUUUUUUUCAUUUCAUUCAUUUAAUCUCAUCCAUAAGCUACCCCUUAAGUACGCCCUUGAUUUAAUUGUUAAUUGUGUAUCCAUUUUGUGACCAGUGAAAAGUAAAGAGUUUCAAUUAGAGAAGAAGAAAAAAAUCAAAUCUCUUUGUUUUCCUUGUGACAACUAACACAUCAAAUGAUAUUCACCAUAUUCUUUCCGGUGUAACUUUUCCUGUUCGCAAUUAAUGACAAUCAGAUUAACAUCGUUCUUUCUGGUCACCAACAAUUAAUUUGCUCUCCAACAAAUUCUUAUCUGUGAUGGUCAAUCAAGGCCUCAAGUGAUAUCAAUCAUAUUCUCUGGUUGUUUUUUUCCUUCUUCUAUUUAGCCUUUUAAAAUUUUCUCUUUUGUUCUUUUCUCUUUUACAACAUUUCUUUUUCUCUUUGUGUUUCAAUUUCUCCAUCUUUUACUUUCAUUUUGUGAUAACAAUUAUAUUCUAAUAAUAUUUUAAAAUGGAUGAAAGUAGUGACCAAUAUCCCAUUCUGGAGAGAAAUUAUGUCUCUUUUUGGGAGAGAUUAUCCAAUCCAAAAUAUUCUUUACAUCGAUAUAUUGUUCUAUGUGUUUUAUGUCUCAUCAAUUUAGGAAACUAUUAUAUCUAUGAUAAUCCUGGAGCACUUUCAACUGAGAUUAUCAGAGAUUUGGGUGUCACCACUUCUCAAUAUACGACAUUAUAUUCACUCUACUCUUGGCCUAAUGUGAUCCUUGGUCUUUUCGGUGGUUAUCUAAUUGAUAAAGUCAUUGGUCUUAGAAUUGGAACUCUUGUUUUCUCCUCCAUUGUUUGCCUUGGGCAAUUAAUUUUCGCUCUAGGAGCUUUUCUUAAUGCUUUUCCUCUCAUGCAAGUGGGCCGAUUUGUUUUCGGUCUUGGAGGUGAAAAUCUUUCGGUUGCUGUUAACGCUUAUGCCGUUAGUUGGUACAAAGGAUCUGAGUUAAAUAUGGCCUUUGGCUUAAUGAUGUCAAUCUCUAGGUUGGGUAGUACUUUCAAUUUUAACACUAUGGUUCCAAUCUACAACUAUAUUCAAAAUUCAUAUUCUGGUUAUAAGUGCCUUGGAUUAGCUUUACUUGUUGCUAGUCUAUUUUGUUUCUUUUCUCUUAUCAUGGGCGUUCUUAUGGCCUAUUUUGAUCGUCGAGCUGAAAAAAUUCUCAAAAAAGAACCACCUAAAGCAGGAGAAGAAAUGAAAUUCCAAGAUAUCCUUCAUUUCGGUGUAGAUUUUUGGAUGGUCUCCGGAAUCUGUGUUCUCUAUUAUCUAACAAUUUUCCCCUUUAUUAGUCUUGGAACAAUAUUCUUUUUGAGGAAAUUUGGUGUUACUGAGGCAAAAGCCGAUCAAAUCAAUAGCUCUGUUUACACUAUUUCUGCCGUAAUCUCACCAAUUCUUGGAAUUAUCAUAGAUAAAGUUGGACGAAGCAUCUUUUUCGUUUUCCUUGGAACCUGCGUAACCCUUUUGGGUCACAGUUUAUUAGCUUUCACUUUCGUUAACCCCUGGGUCGGAAUUAUUUGCUUAGGAUUAGGUUACUCAACUAUUGCCUGCGCUCUUUGGCCAAUGAUUCCCGAUAUUGUUCCAGAAUUCAGACUAGGAACAGCUUAUGGUGUAGUCCAAUGUGUCCAGAAUCUUGGAUUAGCUUUAGCUAAUAUGGCCGCAGGUCAAAUUGUCGAUUCACUGGGUUUCCUUGCAUUAGAAAGCUUUUUCAUUAUUUCACUCGUUCUGUGUCUUAUCCUUAUCAUCUUCCUAUUCCUAUCCAAUUUUAACAAAGGUGGACUUCUCAACAUCUCUGCCAAAAAACGUAAACAAUUAGCUGAGGCUAAAAGAAUUGCCGAUGAAGAAAACCAAAGACAAGAUGAACUCAUGGUAUCUCCUGAUGAUGGCGAUGGGCCGAUUGCCGUUGAGAUUUCAGGUCACGAUGAGAGUACCCGACGACGAUACCAUUCCAAGAUUGGAACUCAGGAGACAAGUAGUUUGGAAGAGGCUCAAGCGAUUCGUGAUCAAAUCUCUGGUCCAUCCUAUUGAAACUUAAUCAUGUUUGUUUUAAUUUUGACCUCAACAAUUAACUAUUCACAACGUUGGAGAUCAAUCGACCAAAGGACCAAACAAUUGACUACAUUUAAAGUACAAUUUAACUGCUACUACUAUUUAUGUGUGUGUGUUGGUUAAUACAAAUUAUGAUCAUUAUUAUUACAAUUAACUAACUAUUGUAAUUGAUAUUUGCUUUCAAUCAUUAGCUAAAUAACUAAUCUUAUUUAAUUUGUUUUACAAAUUAAACUUGAGUUAAAUCAAAUGAAACGAAAUAAUCAAAUGAUUAUUGAUACAAUUAAAUCAAUUGUUGGUUAGAAAAUUAAAUAUCAAAAGAAAUGGUAAAAUUUUUACAAUUUAGAAACAAAAUUGAUUUAAUUUUAUUUAUUUUACAUAAUUAAUUUAAGCAGUAAAACAAAAUCAAUUAAUUG
Panonychus citri (citrus red mite) is the source of this 3128-nucleotide messenger RNA. Its product is annotated as major facilitator superfamily domain-containing protein 1-like. Gene Ontology annotation, molecular function: transmembrane transporter activity. The transcript is spliced from 7 exons. Bases 1144 to 2694 code for a protein of 516 amino acids. The record is from RefSeq and is a predicted model, not a curated record. Gene Ontology annotation, cellular component: lysosome. Gene Ontology annotation, biological process: transmembrane transport. NCBI's taxonomy places the organism in Eukaryota, Metazoa, Arthropoda, Arachnida, Trombidiformes, Tetranychidae.